AUGGCAUUCGCAGAUGACAUAGUCAUUUUUGUCAAUGGCUCGUCUGGUUCCCUAAAAGCUUUGUCGGAGGUUCUGCAGCUGUAUCAGGACGGUUCCGAACAAAAAAUUAAUUAUAGCAAGAGUUUCUUCGUCACCUCAAAACAUUGCCGAAGCGGUAGGGUUGCGGCUAUGUCCCAAAUACUGGCAAUGCAAUGCACCACUUUACCAUUCCGUUAUCUGGGGGUCAACAUGUUCACGGGCAGAAAUAGAACACACUAUUAUCAGCAUCUACUGGAGAAGAUUGACAAUAAAUUACUCGGUUGGCAGAGAAAACUGCUAUCCGAAGGAGGCAGAUUAACGCUCAUUAAACGUGUUCUAACAAUGAUUCCAAUGUAUACAAUGGCGUCUGUGACACUGCCUAAGCAUGUUGUGAGAUCUCUGGAGGCAAAGUUAGCCAAUUUCUUUUGGGGCAGUUUCGAGGGGAAGCCCAAACGACACUGGGUGAAAUAG
Ipomoea nil (Japanese morning glory) is the source of this 489-nucleotide messenger RNA. RefSeq lists its product as uncharacterized. The transcript has a single exon. NCBI's taxonomy places the organism in Eukaryota, Viridiplantae, Streptophyta, Magnoliopsida, Solanales, Convolvulaceae. Bases 1 to 489 code for a protein of 162 amino acids. The record is from RefSeq and is a predicted model, not a curated record.